UCCGGGCCCUCCUUCCCCAGCAUGACACACCUCCACCCAGCGCGAGUUAUCAUAAACCUUCGCACUGCAUUCAUACAGGCGCUUUAAACUGACGGAUCAUCAUCGGACUGGCAGUUUUAAGGACGUAUACUUCUGAAACGACUUUGUGAGGAGUACCAGUUGGAAGAAAUAUGGAUGCUGAUCAGCUGCUCGGUGCCUCUAUCAUCAGGAUCCCACCUCACCACUACAUCCAUGUGUUGGAUCAGAACACCAACAUUGCGCGGGUGGAGAUCGGCCCUCUUACCUAUAUACGCCAGGACAAUGAGAGUUUUGCAUUCCCUUUGCUUUGCUUAUACACAUGCAUAUACACACAGUCUGAUCGUAUGCCACUUGUGCUGCAGUAUCCAUCCCCACCGUACUCUAAUGUUUGCCAUUGUUACUCCUCCCUCCUUCUUUCUUUCACCCUGCUUCCUCGCUCCUCAAUGCUUCAGCUGGAAGAGCUAGAUGAAGAAGAAGGGGAAAGCCGAGCCAAAAAGAGGGGAAUACAGCGUCGUCCAGGUGACCGUUGGAUGCUGCGCGGCCCAAUCGAAUACGUGCCGCCUGCCACCGUAGAAGUCUUGCUUAGACAAGAUGCUAUCCCACUGGAUGAGAAUGAGGGCAUUUACGUCCGUGACAUCAAAACUGGAAAGGUGCGUGCUGUGAUUGGCCAGACCUACAUGCUGACGCAGGAUGAGGAACUGUGGGAGAAAAAUCUUCCAGCCAAUGUGGAGACUCUUCUGUCCCAAUCCCGUGACCCGCUAGCGGACCGUUCGGAGCGAGAAAGAAACUUUGGGCAAGCUGAGAGAGAUAAAACCAGAGUGGUGUCCUAUCGUGUCCCACACAAUGCGGCCAUUCAGGUGUACGACUACAGAGAGAAGAGGACCAGGGUGGUGUUUGGACCUGAAAUGGUGAUGCUGGGUCCUGAUGAGCAGUUUACAGUUCUUUCCCUUUCUGGAGACAAACCCAAACGUCCUAAUGUCAUCAAAACCAUUUGUCUCCUGCUUGGCCCAGACUUUUGCACCGACAUCAUCACCAUAGAGACAGCCGAUCAUGCUCGCUUGCAGCUGCAGCUCUCGUACAACUGGCACUUUGAUAUCAAACAGCCCGUUGAAGCGGCCAAGGCUACGGCUCUGUUCUCUGUGCCAGACUUUGUGGGUGACGCGUGCAAAGCCAUUGCUUCCAGAAUCAGAGGAGCAGUGGCCUCAGUGCAGUUUGACGAUUUCCACAAGCAGUACAACUCUUUCAACAUCAUAGUGUACCUUUUAAAGAAGACUCAAGCUUCUGUUAUUCUACCAGCUUUUCCCAGUUUCCCUAUGUAUUUGUCUGUCAUGCCCAUUUACAUUCAUUUUCCUUCUUUCAGACACGAGGCAGAGCGUCAGGAGCAGGAGGCUCGGGGUCGCCUGGAGAGGCAAAGGAUCACAGACCAGGCAGAGGCAGAGAAAGCAAGAAAGGAGCUGCUUGAGCUGGAGGCUCAGAGUGCUGCAGUGGAGAGUACAGGAGCAGCGACGGCUGAGGCACAAUCUAAAGCAGAGGCGGCUCGUAUACAGGGAGAAGCAGCAGUCGAAGAGGCCAAACUCAAAGCAGAGGCUCAGAAAAUCGAGGCUGACGCUGAGCUGGUCCGUCUGUGUAAGGCGCGUGAGCAGGAGCUGAAUUACAAGAAGGAGAUGGACCAACUGGACGUGGAGAAGCAACAGAAGCUGGCAGAGAUUGAGAGCCACCGCUUCAAGCAGUUGAUGGAGAGCCUGGGCACCGAAACCCUGAAGGAAAUGGCCCGAGCCGGGCCUGAACUACAGGUGAAGCUCCUGCAGUCUUUGGGUCUGAAGUCUACUCUUAUUACGGAUGGCUCCUCUCCUAUUAAUCUCUUUACUACUGCCAAUGGCCUCCUGGGGGCUCUGCAGGGCAAAGAACAGGAUGAAAAAUAAAAAAUAGGAGAGACAGAGGUUAAAGGAACACUCCACUUUUUUUUUGAAAAU
Messenger RNA from Sinocyclocheilus grahami, 1991 nucleotides. Its product is annotated as major vault protein-like. The coding region runs from base 171 to 1940 and encodes 589 amino acids. Lineage: Eukaryota; Metazoa; Chordata; Actinopteri; Cypriniformes; Cyprinidae. The record is from RefSeq and is a predicted model, not a curated record. The transcript is spliced from 10 exons. Gene Ontology annotation, cellular component: cytoplasm; nucleus.